Messenger RNA from Cheilinus undulatus (humphead wrasse), 6947 nucleotides. Its product is annotated as semaphorin-6B-like. Bases 486 to 3185 code for a protein of 899 amino acids. The transcript is spliced from 17 exons. The record is from RefSeq and is a predicted model, not a curated record. Gene Ontology annotation, molecular function: chemorepellent activity; semaphorin receptor binding. Gene Ontology annotation, biological process: positive regulation of cell migration; negative regulation of axon extension involved in axon guidance; neural crest cell migration. NCBI's taxonomy places the organism in Eukaryota, Metazoa, Chordata, Actinopteri, Labriformes, Labridae.
GAGGAGGAUUUCACAUUUCUGCUGACUCCUGAUCUCAGAUCCACAGCUUGACCAGGAGCAGACAGACAGCUGGUCGGUCCCCCCCUGACUGAAGACUUUGUCCGCAAUUGCGGGAUCUGGGGUUUUGAGCAAGGUUGUACCGGGAUAGAAAAAAAAACGCAUUUUUGAGCACUUCGGUUCCCGUCUACACGGCAGUCUCUCACAUCAGAGGAGGGAAGAGAAAAACAACGUUUUGUAGUUGAUUGGGCGUUCUGGACGCGCUCGCUAAACGGUGAUGCUACGGCGGCCCGCGGGGACCAUUCAGGGAAGAGACAGGUGAGGUGCGGCUGAGGAGCUGCUGUGUUUUCACUGAGGCUUUGGAUACCGAGAGCCGUGCGAUCCAUCAGACCCCGGUUUGUCCACUGAGAGGGACACGAGCGACCGGAGAGGGCGAGCUGGCGACUGGCACCUGCCUUCGCCUCCCUACCUGACCAUCUGGUGCGUACAUGUGUGUUGCUGCCAUGGCGACUGUGGCUCCUCCCCUCACAUUUCUCCUCCUGCUGCUUCAGCUGGCUGAUGGCUCAUUCCCAGAGGAACCCAGUCCACUCAGCUACGUCCCCAUUGAGGUUGUGCGGCGGUAUCCAGUCUUCCUGGGCAGAGCUCACCGUUCAGCUCAGAGACAGGAGCUGCACAUCCAGACGGUCCUCCAAGUCAAUCGCACGCUCUACAUAGGAGCCAGAGAUGAUUUAUACAGAGUGGAGCUUGAUAAUAUGGCAGGUGAAGAGAUGUUCUUCAGUAAGAAACGGACGUGGGAAUCCAACAAGAAUGAUAUCCGAGUGUGCAGGAUGAAGGGCAAACAUGAGGGAGAGUGCCGUAAUUUCAUCAAGGUUCUUCUCAGUCAGCCGGAUGGCCUGUUUGUAUGCGGAACAAACGCAUUCAACCCGCUGUGUGCCAACUACACUAGAGACACUCUUGAGUUGGUGGGUGAGCCUGUGAGUGGGAUGGCACGAUGCCCGUAUGAUCCACGACAUGCCAAUGUGGCUUUAUUUGCAGAUGGAAGUCUCUUUACGGGCACUGUGACAGACUUCCUAGCCAUCGAUGCGGUGAUCUAUCGCAGCCUCGGUGACGGCCCCGCCCUCCGCACUGUCAAACAUGACUCCAAAUGGUUCAGAGAGCCUUACUUUGUCAGCUCUAUGGAGUGGGGGCCUCAUAUUUACUUCUUCUUCAGAGAGAUGGCCAUGGAGUUUCACCAUUUAGAGAAGGUCAUGGUGUCCCGUGUGGCUCGGGUGUGUAAGGCAGACCUCGGUGGGUCUCAGCGCGUCCUGGAGAAACAGUGGACCACAUUCCUGAAGGCCCGUCUAAACUGCUCCGUCCCUGGAGAUUCCCACUUUUACUUCAACCUCUUACAUGCCACCAGUGACAUCAUCCACAUGCAGGGGCGAGAUGUCAUCCUGGGUCUCUUUUCGACACCACCAAACAGCAUCCCUGGCUCUGCGGUGUGCGUGUUUGACAUGCAGCAGCUUGCUCGUGUAUUUGAAGGCCGGUUUAAAGAGCAGAAAUCCCCUGAGUCUAUUUGGACUCCUGUGCCGGACGAAGCAGUGCCUAAGCCCAGACCAGGAGGAUGUGCAGUGCAGGGCUCCAGAUUUAGCUCUUCUACCACACUGCCAGAUGAGGUGCUGAACUUUGUGAAGACUCACCCGCUGAUGGAUGAGACUGUUCCACUGAUGGGACAUAGACCCUGGGUGGUCAAGACUAUGGGAAGGUACCAGUUAACGGCCAUGGUGGUGGACACAGAAGCCGGUCCACAUAAGAACCGUACAGUUCUGUUCCUGGGCUCCACCAGAGGAACAAUCCUCAAGUUUCUGAUGAUUCCCACUGGAGACUCAGUCUCCCACAGCAGUGUGUUUCUUGAGGAGGUGGAAGGAUUCAACCCAGAGAAGUGUGGCGAAGACUCACCUCAGGCCCGUCAGCUCCUUUCUCUGUCGUUGGACCGAACCAGUCACACUCUGCUUCUGGCCUUCCCCUCCUGUCUGGUCCGAGUGCCCACGUCUCGCUGCCACCUUCACUCACGCUGCAUGAAGAGUUGUUUAGCCUCCAGAGACCCGUACUGUGGCUGGACCAGAGGCGGCACCUGCUCCUUUCUGAGACCAGGCACACGGUUGCCUUUUCAACAAGAUGUGGAAUAUGGAAACGCCUCCUCCCAUCUAGGAGACUGUGAUGGAAUCCUGCAGCAGAGUUUGCUCAUAGAACCGGAGAGCUUGGUCUCCCUUAACCUGCUUGUGGCAUCUGCAGUCUCUGCAUUCACCAUCGGGGCAGCCCUCUCCGGCCUCGCCGUCUGCUGGAUCAUGGCUCACAAACCAAGCAACCGCCGACACGGCACCACCUCCCAGUCUGCCAUCCAGCGGCGUGAAAGAGGCCUGCUUAGUAGCGGCGCUGGGAUGGGAGGCUCUGUACUUAGUGUGACAAGACAAGGAGGUGGGGAGCGUCCCUGCACCCAGGGAGGAGAAACCCUGUUUGUCAUGCCCAAUGGCUGGGUGAAGUCAGGAGAGCUUGACCCAGGUUUCCUGCCCACACCAGAGCACACACCACAGCAGAAACGCAGAGGAUUGCGCCUGUCUGACUCCAACUCAGGAGGGUGGGACACCAGCCAGACGUACCUGGGUGGAGGCUCAGUGGGUCUGGGUUCCCCUUGUCGCAUGCCCCCUUCUGUCUACCUGACUACCAGACUCUUCCAGCAGGGGGGAGGCGGGAGACACGACCGUGAAGGACGAGGGAACGACACGCCACGCCAGCACUACGUCUGUCUAAGCAAGCAAGAAAAAGGAUUGAAGGGGACACCCAAAGCCCCUCUCAGGAAGUCUGCAGGAGAGUAUGUGUACCCCAUGACUCCACAGGACUCGCCUGAGCGCCGGAGGGUGGUCUCAGCCCCCAGCGCCCCUGUGGAGUACGGCGAGCCGCUGCCUUUGCGCUGGCCGGCCCCUGAAGGAUACAUCCUGAGCAGCCAUGGCAUGGUCCCUGUCCCUCUGCCACCACCCUCCAUGCCGCCUCCCAGCAGCCAGGCCUACAUGUCCCAGCAGCACACCCCCGGGCUAAGCCGGGCUCUUCUUAGAGGGGCUCUGGAGCGAGGGGAGCUGGGCGAGCUGGUGGAUCUGAGCCAGCUGAUGAGCAAGAAGAACUGCAGUGACAGGACUCAGAACGGCCAGUGACUGCUGAGGAAAUAAAGAAAAUGUUCAGAACUCUGUUUUUGUUUACACAGAUCUUUCUUUUCCUCCUCAUUCUGUCCAUCCUCCUCUCCCUCUAUCUCUGCCUUUCUCUUUUUCUGACAUCUUUAUUUGUCAUUCAGCUCUCCUGCUCUCCUCUGUCUAUCUCUCAGGCAACCCCCCCACCUUCCCCUUCUCCACCCAUGAUGAGUCUCUCUUAUGACUGGCUGCUGGGUCUGCCACUCAUAUCCUGGCUCACGCUAAUUGGUCGGGUGGACCGAGGUUGUUGCUGUGUCUGCAUUGCAGAGUUGCCUCUCUCUCCUGCUACUGAGCGGCUUUAGGAAGAGGGAGGAGAGAGGAUGAGGAGAAAAGAAAGACAGAAAAAACAAAAGAAAGACAGCAGAGCAGAGGUUUCUUUGAGGAUGUGGACAGAGACAAAGAUGGACAUAGCACUUAAAAGCUGCCUCCUCUGCGCAAAUUAACUGAGGCUGCAGGAGUGGAAUGCUUUCUCCCUCUUGGAUCCCAUUAACAAGACUGUCACCCAUCUGUUCUCCUCUAUAGUACCUGUUGGUGUGGCUGCCAACUAGGUACUUUGGGUGAAAUUGCGAAAUCCAAACAGCAUUCAAGUACCUGAAGCUGGAGGUGACUCAUUGGACAAUAAACCGACUGUAAAAACCACUUUAAAGGAUGACGUACAAACGUACGAACACUCUCUCUAUCUACUUCCCUCCUCUCUUCACACAGCAGAUGCUAAUGUGUUUUUGUACAGGUGUCAGAGGGUAUUUAGUAUUCUGUGUACACCAGAAGUGGGAGGUGCGUGUGCUAAAAUGCCUCUAACCUUGUCUCAUAGGGAUAUGGGACCAUAACUCACGUCUUUCUGGAGCAGAGUGCAGGACUGAAAUGUCAGCACUAUUUCUGCCAACCGCAUGCUCUCUGUUCGUUUGCCUUCAAAUACGCCAUGUACUUUUUAAUGACCAAUAAUUCCAUGUGGACGUCUGGGGGGAUUGCGCCAGAAAACCUACUACAAAAUAAGAGCGUGACUGAAAGAAAGAGAAAAAAGAAAGAGAGAGAGAAAGGUGGUCAAGAGAAUGUAACAAACACUCACUGCAAUAUAUGAACACCCUGUCCUUCACUGUCACCUGAGGGUUUUUCCACACAUCCACACACAUUCAUUAAUGCUCCAUUAUAGUACGCAGUCCAGGUUUAUUGGGCAAAACUUCCCCCGAAGCCCGUAGUGGGUCAAGGUCCUGCAGACGUGAUACAGAGCAAAGUGACGGUUACUGUGGUGAUGAUUGAAAUCCAGGGCUUAACUCAGAGCCAAUAGGGGUAAUGGAAAUGUUCCCAGCAGGCAAAUGGGACCGUAUAUUCAGUCCAUCAAAGUGUCACAGCACCGGACACGUAUAGAUCAACACAACAUGGUAUGAGUGUGUUAGCGGGAAGAUGGAGGUUGUAAAAAAGAGACAAGAUAAAGAAGCAAAAAGCGAGCAUGAGCCGAGAUAAAAUGACAUGCACCAACAACAGUUUGAAUUUGAUAUUUACUGAAGCCGUUUUCACAUAUGCGCUCCUGUCAAUUCCAGGAAUAUUUCAGGCAGGCUGCUAUGAAUCCUCCAAAGUUGUUUGUUGAUAUCUGCAUCUCACAGCAUGAAGUUUUCCCUGUUGGAUAGGAGUAAAGCAGGACUUGACGUAAAAAGCAGGAAAUGUAGGAUGAAGCAACAAAGUCCAACACUACGAUGAAAAAUUCUUACUCAAAAUCAGUGCUAAAUGUAAUUCAUCAUAUUCCCCUACAAGAAAAAGAGUGAGGAAGAGAUAAAAUAGUAAACAUUUUAUAUGCAUAGAAAUCAUACCGGUCCCAGGUGAAUAAAAGUGUCACUCCCUCCAAAUAACUUGUAUUAAAUUUCUUUGAAUGUCCACGACAGUCUGGCUGCAGACCACUCAUCUCUGACGGCCACUUUCACAGACCAUUCAUUAGCUAAAGCUCAUGUUUCUAAAGCAAACUUAGCCUCAAUGGCUUAUAGUGUUGUUAAUUACAUAGCUAGCAUAGCUAUUUUAGCUUUAGCUAAAACUAACAAGCUAAAGCAUCCCACUGUUAGUGUAGCUAUAUUUAAAAAGGGUCUAUACAUCAUUUAAUCCUGCAUUAGACCUCUCACCUUUUCCUUUAUUUAUUUAUGAAAUGUUUCUUAGUCUGUAAUGUUUGCAGUGAAGUUAUGUAACUGACAGCACUUCUUUUCCAAGAUAAACGGUGUUUCAGAUGAACGAUCUGCGGCCAGACCCCUCUCUGAAUGUUACCUACCUUGUUCCCUUAACCACUUACAUUUAAUGAUAGUUAGCAGCUAGUGUGUUGAGUUCACUCCAGAGUAGAACAUGGCCACUGUCAUUAUGUUUCAGUGCUUUAAUUGGCCGGCUAUGAAUGUGACAAACAGAGUGUUUGUCCAAUCACUCUCCUGUAUUGUUUUUGUUGUUGUUGUUGUUGUUGUUUCUUCUUUUUUAAAGGUUCUACCCUUCCCAAACACAGACCAUGGGCAGUUGCCUUCAUGGAUGUGAAACAUAUCCCAUGCACUAGAUUUGUGAAUCAGUCUAUCUGGCAUCCUUCUCUUAUUUGCUCAUCCCAGUUUAACGUGGAGUUUUACCCGAGGGCCGGCAGGACAAAUUUCAGAAAGUGAGGAUGCAAAUUCAGCUGUUUGCAUGGAGUGCAUGUGUGAAAACGUCCCAACUAUCCCACUCACAAGUCGACAGACGAAUGAACUACGUGCUGAUCUUGCAGCAAUAUACUGUUUAACUGUACAUAGUAAUAAUUUAAAUUAAAUAAUAAUGUAACUCCAUAAAGUGACAUCAGGCACUAGCUUACAAACUAGGUGACUUUAAAUGAAUAAAAAUCUGUUUUUACAUUUUAUUUUUCUUUAUCAGCCUGCUCCAAUAUUACAAUUGGCAAAACACCUUAGUAUAAACAGUGCCCUUUUUUUUUAACUUGCCAAAACCAGGUAAUGAAUGAUCAACAGAUGCCUGAAGCAAAAACACAAAAAGAAACUUGUUUCUAAGUGCCAUGAGGAUCGUAUCAGUCCACGGUGUUGGGAGAUCUCACUUAUUGCAGUAUAUUUGUGAUAUGUUUGCCUUUGACAGUACAUGCUGAAUGUUUAAUUUGUAAUUUCUAUGUGAGCUUGUGUCACUGAAAUCAUUUCACCAGCUCCCUCUGUCAGCUGAAUGUUUUUUAAGUGUUUGAAGGUCUGUAUAAGAGCUGCUGUGACUCAUCAUGAUGCCACGUGUGUUUACUGUAAAUAUGUAAAGAUGAAUACCUGCGCCUCAUCAUGACCUUUAUGACUAUAAUGUAAUGUUUUCACUGAUGCCAUGAACUGUCGAUUCCAGGACAGUGGAUAUGCAAGGAGAACGAUUUGUAAGCGGUUCAGAAACAAACUUUGAAAAGGACUAAAUGAGAGAGGGAACAGUGUGUCUCAUUUUGUGUACUGAUUCUGGACUUUUUGUGUUGUUCUUGGAUAGAGCUGCAGCACUUAGUCAAAAAAAAAUCUACUUGAAAAAAAAUGUUAUUAUCAUUGUGAUAUCAAAGCAUUAGUUUGGUGAUUUUUAACUAGAAAGGUGGAGCAUUUCAGUCCAGCUUGUGAAAAAGAGGAUUUGCUGCUUUUGUGAUUUGGUUGUAAAAAAGUUUCAAGUCUUCAUUACGCAAAUUGGAAAUUGAUCCAUAAAUGCACCACAUAUGUAGGAAAAGGACUGACAGCUAUGUUUACCAAGUAAUGGAUUCACAGACCAUUCAAAAGU